This is a messenger RNA of Cuscuta campestris, 1495 nucleotides long. Lineage: Eukaryota; Viridiplantae; Streptophyta; Magnoliopsida; Solanales; Convolvulaceae. The record is from the annotation of a GenBank genome assembly.
CGAAAGGGGAAAACUCAAGCUAAAUCAAGCUAAUAGUACACACCUAAUUCUCGAAUUCUUGUCCUUAAUUCUUUUCUUACGAUCCGUUCUUCUGAUCAGAUCAUUUGGUGGAUUUAUUGUCCAUCAAAUUGGUGCUCUCGUUGAGAGUUCGAGAAUCAUACUCAGAGAAAACCUUCCAAGAAGACCAUGGUGCAAACCCGUAGCAACGCGAAUCUCGUUAACGGAAACCCCCACCAGGGGGAGAACAGCGCCACCAAAGGCCGACACCCUCUGAUUAGCCUAACGGAGGCGGAGGCACUCAUCCAGAGGGUCGGGAUCACAGCGGAGCAGUUCAAGGAGGUGAUGGCAGCCUGGACCCCAAACAGCGAGGUUUUGGUGGAGGACGCAACCGGAGAACCCACAGGAGGGAAGGCUGGACCUGCGGGUUCUGGGGGAAAAAAGAAGAAGAAGGUAAGGCGGUCCCAGAAGAAGAAGGCGACCAAGCCCAACGAAAAGGCAAGGAUGGAGGAAGAGCUGUCCAGAUUGGACGAGGAAGAUGAGUCAUCCUCCUUCGAACGGGCGUCGGCCAUCGAUCGGUUGGGAGAUCCCGCGUCAAAGAAACCCCGGACCUCGGCGUUCGAUCGAUUACAUGAUACUCGGUCAGCCCGCAAAGGCAACCUGAGGGAGAAGCUCAAGGAGAAGAGAGGAGAGUCCUCAGCGACGUCCAAGAUUGGCUCAGAAGAGUUGCUCGAAGACAAGGAAGCGAUCGAGUUGUGGAGGAUGUACGAAUGUCUAGAGAAGCAGUUGGAUGCCCAAAAUCCAUACCGCCAGGCGGUUUUCAGCGAGGUAACUCCCUUCUCCAAAAGGAUAAUGUCUUGUCCUCUCCCGGACAACUUUAAGACCCCACAGGUCAAAGCGUACAACGGGACGACCAAUCCCCAGGAUCACCUUGCUCGCUUCAGGGCGAACGUGGUUAUGUAUGCAUACCCCGAAGAGAUUAAGUGUCGGUGCUUCCUGGCGACGCUGGAGGGGCAAGAUUGUGAGUGGUUCCAUAAGUUGCCCAAAGGAUCGAUAGAUAAGUGGAGCGACCUGGCCCACAAGUUUUUGGAGCACUUCGCGCCAGGCCGGAGGCAAAAGCUCCCAUUCUCGCAUCUGCUUAAUGUGAAAAUCCGGAAGGGGGAGCAACUCCGAGAAUUUAUCAAUAGGUGGGAGAAGGAAGCUAGGGACGUCCAAGGGGCGGACGACCAGGCCCUGAUCGCCAUGCUCCAAGCGGCACUCCCCCAAAGGGGAUGUGCGCAAGGAGCUGCGACGAAAUCCGCUCUCGACCUAUCAGGAGAUGCUGGCCAGAGCGAAAUACUUGACGUUGAAAUAGGAAGAUGAUGAGCCACCUGUCCGGAAGAAGAAGAAAAGUGGUCCGCCGGUGGCAGAAGGAAAGAAGAGGAAAGACUAUGGUAGGGGGCCGAACCCUACCGGAUAUCAAGCAAACAGACAUCCUGUCCACGCGGUACAGUCCUUA